Glycine soja is the source of this 1646-nucleotide messenger RNA. RefSeq lists its product as uncharacterized. The record is from RefSeq and is a predicted model, not a curated record. Bases 23 to 1300 code for a protein of 425 amino acids. The transcript is spliced from 6 exons. Lineage: Eukaryota; Viridiplantae; Streptophyta; Magnoliopsida; Fabales; Fabaceae.
UCUCUUCUUCGUGGGAACGAAAAUGUGGAGGCAAGUGGAAGCCACAAACCAAGAUGAGUCGAUCGGAAGAAGGAGGAACAUCAAUCCCGUUCAUGUCGCCUUCAUUGUUGAUAAGUACCUCUGCGACAAUCAUUUCUCAAACACGCGGUGCAUCUUUCGCAACGAGGCAUCUUCUCUCUUUGCUACUUCGUCAAUCAACCAGUUGCCGAAGACUUUGGAGGAGAUGCUGGAUGAGUAUAUAUUUUUGAAGAAACAAAAUGCGAUCCUGGGUCAAGAAAGGAUCAUGGUGAUGGAAGAGAAAAACAGGAUUCAAAUACUGUUGCAAGGCAUGCAGAAUGCCCUGAACACUUACAAUGCUUUUCAGAGGCCACCCUCACUGAAUGUCGCGGCGAUGAAUGCAAAUUUUGCAGUAGUUCCUCAACCGAGAGUUUAUAACAAAACUCCCCAAGGUGUUUCUACUAUUACAAGUAUUGCUGCUGCCAUGCAAAACACAUCUAAUACACAGUUGCUUACUAGACCUGUCAACACCAAUGUGGACACUGGAAACUUCUCAACACCCAUGAUUAGUGUGUCUGACAAGAAGAGAAAAGAUACUGAAGCAGUAAAUGGGCCUAUAGUUGCAAAGAAACCUCGUGGUAGACCACCUGGCAGGAAAAAUCAAGUCCAAGGUGAAAACACAUCACCACAAUCAAGUAAUGCUGUCAACAACCAAGUAGUUUCUCGGCCAUCUUCUUCUGCAACUCAAUCAUCAUCUGGGAACUGUGCAACCAGCGGAUCACUGGUUCAAGGAUCCAAUGUUGUCAAAGGCUCAUUCAAUCACCCUCCACUUUUUGUUCCAGACAAUUCCCCAAUUCCAAAGACACCUACAACACAAUCCUCUCAGAGUGAUACAUAUGUGUCCCCUACUAAAAUUUAUCCUGCUGCAUCUUGCAAUGGAGAGGCUAGUCCUACUUGUUGCACUAUGAAUCCAACCAACAAAGUUAUGGUUGGCCCUGAAACACAAAUGGCUUAUAAAGAGAACAGUCAUUGCAAUUCUCCUAUCGAAGUAGAUACAGGAAAAUCAAGUAAGAUGGAUGACGUAAGGAGCAAACUGAACUUUGAUGCCUCUAAUAUGCCUGAGAGCUUGGACAAAUCAUUGUCUAAUGAGGUUUAUACAUCUGAGUCUGACAAGGAAGUUGACAUAUCUGACAUUGAUUUUUCAAACUUGAUGGAUUGCUGCCCAUUCCUAGGAAUCACUUCCGAAGAUUUUUCUUACCAUCCAGUUCCAACUCAUUCCAAGGAUAAUGCUUCAACGCCUUGAUAGUCAACAUGUCUGACUCUUAAUUUGGGAUAUUAAACACCAUUCAUUUGUUCCUUAGCCUGUUUGGUCAUUAGGCAGUACAACUGAGAAUUUGAAGUUACCAGUCAACAAGGUUUAUGUUACUUAUAUGUUACGGGAAAUGGAUCAUGUCCAGCUAGUAAUUUGGUAUGUGACUGUGAUAACAUUCAGCAAUUAAACAAUUGGUUUGACGUGGGACGUAUAACUAAGCAUUGUAGUGAAAAGCUUUCAGAUAGUUGUGUUUCUAUUCACUCUCAAGAGUAGAACUAGAAUUGACUUUGUUCAAGUCUGGCUUUGGUUACUAAUUUCUGUAAUGGAAUAAUUCCAA